CGUGGCGCAAGUAGUGUCAGCCCUGACGUAAGAAAUGCAUUGAAGCUCCGCCUACAACUAUUGCAGGCAAAACGGCUCGACAGCAAUAGUUCACAUCGAUGACCUCCGCGCAUCCCAAGUUCACACACGCUGCGGCGUCAUUGUCAGAAUUAACUUAAAACUAAGCCUUAUAAUAUUGUAGCCCUGGGUAUCGCUUCAGGAGGAAGGGCGCCAAGAUUUACUAACUUUAAUAGUUCUGUGAAAUCUUGCUCUUGGUUUACCGUAAAGCGCUAGAGUUGCCACGUGCUUGUUGUCAUACAGUCAAUAUCCCACAACAUGGUUUCUUGACGCAAAUGUUUAGCUGCGCGCUUCUCUCCUGCUUUAGUGGUGGACAGCCGCGGUCAGCGCAAAUAUGCGCGCCUAAUGCUUCUUACACGGCUGUAAAUAACGAGCGCCAGGAUGUUGCUGGCGAGCCCUCUGCGCUGGCUCGGCCGAGUGCCAAGCAGCAGCAGGGAGGCGAGCAAGGUCCGCAAAUUGCCAGGCGCUGCCCAAGGCCCAACGUGGAAGCCACCGGCGGGGCGAUUUACGAGCUUAAAUCGGAUUUUACUUCGAUUGAGCCAACUCCGGGUGGUCGAGACGACAGCGGCGUGGAAGAAACCCGCCACGGCACAGCAUCUCCGCUUGAGCAAGGUGACUUCUUCGACGGCCCGGAUCCCACCACCGGCAUGCAGACGCUGAGCUCCGCCCUGGGACCUGCUGAGCCUGUACACGUCCGGCGGCAUGUGGGCAUCACGGAGCGGGCCCCGCAGGGUGCUACUGCUGCCGCCUCUGGUGCUGGACUGGCCGAUUGUAUCUCGGAUGCCGGGCCGGCGGGACUCGGCAUCCAGCACGCGCAGCUGCUGAGUCCCACGCAUUUGUCAUCAGGGCCGAUGAACCCAAGAACUUUGUCAACUGGCGGCAUGCAGUUCACAUCGCACAGCCUCCGCGACUCGCCUGGCAUGCCCGGCGGCGGCGGCCCCGUUGCGGUCAUGGCGGUUACCGCCGGCGUCGCCCGAGCGGCCUGCUCCACGGCCACAGCAACGACAUCGCUGCACCUGCACUACGUGUCUCACCAGAGGCAGCUGCACAGCGCCACAGAGCAGCGCAAUGCCGAGGGCGGCAGUGAAGCUGCUGAUGGCUCCGCUGCGACCUGGGCGCCUCUGACGUCGGCGGCGCCGCAGGUAGCAAGCGCGGCUGCUGCAGGUGCCGCAGGCGCUGACAGCAUUGUGGCGGCCACGGUGUCGGCAGACGGCAGGCCCACCGGCAGGGCUUGCGGCGACGGAGCAAGCUGCGCGUUAAGCAGCAGCGCAGCGGCCACCGCACUCGGGCCGCCGAGCACCCGGCCCAGCACCAGCGGCACCACACUGCGCACGCUCGUAAGCCGGCCGGCAAAACACCAGCAGCACCACUUCUAUGCCUCGCCCUUCGCGACGCCGUCGCGGGAGCAUCUUCAGGCCUGCAGCGCCUCGCUCCCACCUCCCCAAAUGGUGCUGCCAGAGGGCACUGCUGUGCAUGGGCCGCUUGAGUUUGAGCGGCGCAGCGUCGCCACCCUGCUGCCGACACCCGUCGGCGGCGCCGCCGCCUCCAUGGCCGGUGGCGCACACGUGCUGUGUGGCUUCGCCUCAUCAGAAGCACCGAAGCUGGCGGUGGCAGCCGCUGGCGCUAAGGUGCCUGCAUCCUUGGCGGGAGAUGCAAGCAUCGCCGCUUCUGGCGUCCCGUGCUCUGUGGUGAUCGACUGCGACUCCGACAGCACCCGACGACUGCGGCAAAUGCAGCUCAACCAGAACCCGCCGCCCCCUCAACGAAGGGCGCUACAGCACCAGCACUCACAGCACAUGCAGUACGCACUGCUGCAACAGCAGUCUGCGGCGUGCCGCUCCCCUGCCGCCUCCGCCAUCAUCUCCGGCAUCCUGCCCAGCAUCCUGUCCCGGAACUCAACCCAGCAUUCCAUCUGUGCCACGCCAAUGCCGCCUGGCGGCGGUGGCUCAUUCGCAAUGGCGGCGACGCCGACCAGCGCCAUGUGCCACAGCCGCCUGAUGGACUCGCAAUGCAGCCUCAACGCAUCGCCGGGAAUGGUCACUUACACCAAUACCCACGGCAGCAGGCUGAUGUCGCCGGCAGCCAUCGUCCCCGCCGCCGCGGCAGCGCAGGCGGGAGUGGCUGGAGCAGAUGAGCAGCUGACGUCGUUACGCUCCGCUGCGGCUGCGGGACAGCCGCUGCAGGUCAGCAGCAUCCGGACGCUGACCCCGGCGGAGGUGGUAUUCGCGGAGGCCAACGCCGUCGUGAUGUCGGCUCGCCUUCCGGACGACCCGCCCAGCAACGGCCACAGGCAGAGUAGCAGCAGCUGCCGCAGCGGAACCAGCGACACGAGCGGCGUCAGUGGCGCUAGCGAUGCGGCUCGCGGCCGCAACCCCAGCUUCGUAUCGUCUGCAGCGAACUUGGCAGCACCCAACACGGCUGCCGUAGAGCCACCAGCAGCCGCCAAUACGACUGCUGCUACUCCGGCGGGCGCCGCCGCCGCCGCUCCAACAUCUUCGACUGUGGAGCGCGCCGCCCGAGGCCGCAGCGGUGUCGCAGCGGGUGGCGGCGCUGCUCUUCAGGCUCUGCCUGAGAUGCCGCCGCCGCCGCCCUUCCCAUAUGCAACCCAGGCCAGCAUGCCAAUGUACACGUCUGCGGCGAGGCUGCUUGCGUUACCGUCGCUGCCUCCGGGUCUGUUGCUGGGUGCUUCAGCCCGACCCAUGAACGUGUCCGUCACCUCGCCGCUCAUGCUAGCGGACACCAGUACCGCCGCCGCGCUGCUGGUCAGUGGCAGCGGCGCUGCGACCAGCAGCUUCCACGAUCCCGCUGCGGGCUUGUUCAGCAUGCACGUCGGCAGCGGCCUUCCCUUCGACCACAGCCUGCAGCUGGGCACCGUGGGCAGCGCCUGCAUGAGCACCUCUGGCGACGUCACUGCAGCCGGUGUUCCCGCGCUGUGGCGCCCGGCAGCCGCCGGGAAGCUCCUCUCCACUCGCAGCAUGCGGCCCACAACGGCGUCGGUGUGCAUCGUGCAGGGCAACCAGCCUGCCGGGACUCGGGCCCCGGUGCGCUUGGCCUGCUCCGCGGAUGUCUCGGGCCCCGGUGUGCAGCUGCCGUGGCGGCUAGUGGGCCUGCAGCCGGCGCAGCCGGGCAGUGAGGGCCCGCGUGAGCUCUUAUCACCGUCAGCUAUGCCCCGCCACCUGCAGCUGAGCCCCCUCCAGCAUUCGGCGUCGUCACACCGCCUGUGCAGCCAUACAGAGUCGCCGCCGUCCCAGCCGCUGCCGAUGGCCGCCGCCAGCAGCGCCGCCGACACCAUCCUGCGCAUCACGGACCUGGACACGUGCUGGGCGGAGCUGCGCGACCUGUCCUUCCUGGGCUCGGGCGCGUGCGGCAACGUGUACACGGGCACCUGGUGCGGGAUGCCCGUGGCCGCCAAGUUCAUGAUCAGCGGCUCGGUGGACCAGCUGCAGCGCCAGCAGCGGGAGGCGGCGCUGUCACGCCUGGCCUCGCACCCGCACAUGGUCCAAACCUACGCGAUCGCCACUGCGCAGCUGCUGCCGGCACACUUCCGCACCGAGUACGGCGGCGACGGCAGCGCCGCUGACGACGCCGCGCACUUCAGCGGACUGCUGUCGCAGGCGGGUGACCUACUGGGCACCGUGUGUGGCACGGACGGCACCGACCUGCUGUACGGCACCAAUCCCUUGAGCGCCAUGCUCAGCAACCACGAGCACCCGCACAGUGCGGCGGCGCUGUCGCGCUGCACCUCUAAGCAGCGCACUGCCGGCGCCAGCGCCGAUGUCGUGGCUGCGACGCAAGCGCAGCUGGCGCGGCUGUCAGUGGCGAGUGCAUACACAUCCGGCGUCCAGCAGCAACAGCAGCAGCAGCAGCCUCUCCCUGUGAGGCCGGUCUCGACAGCCAGGCCCACCGCAUCGCCUUUUGCGCAGGGGGCCGCAGCGGGUGCCCCCUCAUCAAGCAGCACACAAAGCAUCGCCACCAGCGGCACCAGCAGCGGCACCGGCCGUGGCGCGUGUGUCGGCAGUAGCAGCGCUGGGGAGGCCUGUGGCGCUAGUGGCACCAGCAGUCGCCGCAUUGCUGCCAUGCUUGCAGCAGGUGCUGAGGGCGGCGCAGGCGUCGUGCCUGCGCUGCCAACAUUCGACAUUGCAGAGCCCUCGACAGCACGCAACCAUCAUGGCACCGCUAUCAGCGUUCAGCAGAUUGCGGCGCGUCCAAACCUGGCCGCUGUCGGCGGCUCGGUCGACUCGGGUGUCGAGAUGUUUUCUGCUUCCUCUUUGGCGGAUGCCACCAGCGCCCGGGCUGGCACGGCGUCUGAAGCCGUGGUCGCACGCUUCCGUGGCUUUGAGCUGGGAGCGGCAAGCAACUCGCCCACCAUCAGACAACGGGAGCAGCAGCAGCACCCGCGACAGCAACAGCGUCUGCAGCAAAGCAGUGUCGCAGGCGCGCUCAACACCACGGGGCCGAGCCCGCGCCCUUGUGGUUCCGCCACCGUCCGUAGCAGCGGCCUGUCAGCUGUGCCUGGCUUGGAGGAAUCCCCGGGCAGCAUAAGCAUUGCCAAGGCGAUUGCAGGGAGCAGCAGCCACCUGGGUGGGGGCGGUGCACCGAAGCGUCGCUCUAUGCAGCAGAUCAGUACUGGGGACGUCGGGGCUUCGCAGUCACAGCCGCAGGCGCAGGGCGCGGCAGCUGACAGGGAGGACAUGGACAGCAUUGCAAUCAGCACCGUGGACACAGACAUGCUGCUGGAGGCCGCGGCGCAGAGGCCCCGAGCCAUCCUGCCAGGAAACGUUGGCAGCCGUGGUCGCGGCGGUGACAGCACGGCGGCUGGUGUCUGCGCGCCUGACUCCUUUGAGUUGGGGGCACGUGUGUCCUUUGAGGCGCUCGCGAUGCUGCAACCCGCAGACGUGCUCGCGCACAUCGGCGCCCGGCCGGGGCAGUGGCUCACUGUCGUCAUCAUGGAAGAGAUGGACCGCGGCUCUUUGCACCGCGCCAUCCACGGCGGCAUCUUUGACUCCACUGCCUCGCACCUCAGCAAGCGCCACCGCGUGCGGGGCAUGGUGCGGACGCUGGUGGAGGUGGCGCAGGGUAUGGCAGCCCUGCACGCCAGUGGCCUCGUGCACGGAGACCUCAAGCCAGCCAACGUGCUGCUCAAGGCACAGACCCGCGACGCCCGCGGCUUUGUGGCCAAGGUGUCCGACUUUGGCAGCACACGUGUGAUGCUGGAGGGUGUGUCGGCGGCGACCGUGACCACCAAUGACUGGGGUACCGUCAUCUACACGGCGCCAGAGGUGUUCAACGGCCGCAGCGGCCCUCCCGCCGACGUCUACUCGUUCGGCGCGCUGACGUGGCACCUGACCACCGGCCAGCUGCCGCACGAGGACCUCAACCCUUUCGCCGUGCUGCUGGCGGUGUCAAAGGGAGAGCUGGAGCUGGAGUGGCCCAGCUCCGUGCCCAAGCCACUGCGGCGCCUGGGCCAGCUGUGCAUGCAACACGACCCGGCCGCGCGGCCCACCUUUGCCGUCAUCGCGCGCGCCCUACUCAAACUGGAGCAGCGCAUUAAGGCACAGUCCACAGGGGCGGCUGGAAAGCGAAGCGAGGCGGGGCGCCGGUCCUGAUUAUUCAAUUCCAUUCAGGCGCACAGGCGACAAUUAUUACGAUAGAUUUGUUUGAUACACGCACUGAAUGCGAAUUUAUCUCAUUUCCUUACCUAUGCGUGCGUCAUACGUGCAUUGCGCGUGCGCUACGUGCGGCGUGCGAAGCCGCCUGAUGGAACGCCAUGACCUGAAGGUUUCGUGCUUGCCUUCGAUCACAUGCCGGUGACACUCGAAGGACCCUGUGGACCUGAGGAACUCCUCUCCGCAUGCGAACUGACGCAAGGCGAGACCAAAAUCCUGCACAAGUACUCUGACAAGCACUUCCACAAGCUCAACCAAGGGUCAGCAACACCAACCUCCCCUGAGCUAAACGGACACUGCUGGCAUGACCUGCUACUGUCGAGCGACUAGUGUUUUGUUUAAUGGGUUUUAAUGACAAGGACGAUGGUCGUUUUGGUUCUUACAAUCUGUGAUGCUUAUGUGAGUUGAGAUUCCACGACUGCUUGGACAGCUACGUCUGUAAUUGUAUCAUAACCCGUAGCCCUAGCGGCGAAUGGCCACGAGAGAUUCUGUGACGUCCUGUUCAGGGUUGGAUCUUUCCUUGCGAACGCAGGUUGUUGUUUCGUAAACUGCAAAUGAUAUCACGCCUGCCGUUUGGUAACUAGGUGCUUUGCUGCAGUUGGUUUGGGCUCAAGGGGUUUUGUGUGUGUGUGGGGGGGGGUGCGUGUGCAUGGGUGUGGGUGCGUGGGCGUGGGUGGGUGGGUGUAUGGCAGUAGGGGGUGGAGGCAUGAUUAGCGCAGCCCCCAGACCCAGAUGCCUCGUGUUGAGGCUCAUGCCAAAAUUUGCGAAGCAGCUGUACAAGCUUCGACACCACACUUGAAGCCCACGGCUGGUUUAAUAUUUUCUGGCACUUGCGCGUGGAUUGUGCAUGGUUCCAGGCUUCCAGCCAGCCUGCUACGGUUGCUUCGCUGAUGCUCCUUGUAGCCAAGGCUGUGCCACUUGUGUUCACUCCUGUAGGAGCCCUCAAUAGCAAGUGGCGAGCAACUAAUGAAGUGCUAGGCGUGCCAAUUCGCCAGUUUUGCAUAAAUGAAGACACUUGGGUGGCGCUCAGGAAGCCAUUGUGGGCUGUUGUGAGCAGAUGUUUGGAGCUCAAAUGCGGCCCUACUUCUAAUUGCUUAGUUCGGUAAUAUGGGCUCUGUGCGAACACGCGAUGCUGUGCUAGGGGAUUCAUUUAGUAUUACCCAUAUCGGUAGUAUGUGCACUGCGGCCGCCAGCGCCGUGCUUGAACGUUUGGUUGGGGCUACUGGCAUGCAGUGCCCGAACGUUUCUACGCUGUAGAAAUGUGCCAUUAAGUCUGCUGUAGGCGGAGAGAUUGUUUGGGUUUGGGGUCGCACUUUUAGGAGAGAGAUUGUUUGGGGUUGGGGUCGUACUUCUAAAAGAGAGAUUUGUUUGGGUUCGGGGUCGCACUUCUAUGGAGCGCAGACAUUUUGGCGCGGAUUUGGCGGUAUCUGAUACGUCUGGGGGGUAGCCGUCUAAGUGGAGGGAGGGGGUGUUUUGGGGCUUGCCCCCUAGGGAGAAUGCUCCGGGCAUAAAUGCUGCGGGAGGGGUCACCUAUGCUGCGUGGACUCAGGGCCUAAGGGCAUCUACAAGAUACGGGCACUGAUGUAAUAGUGGCGUGGGAGAAUGUGUGCGAAGGUUCCGUGAUGUGAGGAGCUGUCAGACCGUCAGAGCUGCGGUUGAACGUGUGUGUGUGGGGUGGGGGGUGGCUCGGGUGUUGGUUGGCAGUGGGUGCAGGCGGUGCAUUCUGUGCAGGGCGGGAAUUUUUUACAAUUUGCAAUGUGGCGGCAGCCGCUGCAGUGUUGACAUGAGAAGCGAUGUCUUAAGCAUGAGAUGGGAGUGCGAUGGGACAGUGUCAGGGCAGGUUGAGAAGCGUUGUUUUAUAAGCAUGAGAUGGGAGUGCGAUGGGACAGUGUUAAGGCAGGUUGAGAAGCGUUGUCAUUAGCAUGAGAUGGGAGUGCGAUGGGACAGUGUUAAGGCAGGUUGAGAAGCGAUGCCUUAAGCAUGAGAUGUAUGGGAGGGAACAUGGGCAGGCUAGGGAGCUUCGUGACGUGGGGCCGAGUGAAGGGCGAAACAGAAAUCGCACAAGGGGCGUGAACACGGGGGAACCGGGAAGAGAGUGGUUGUAACGGUUCCUUCGCACAGGCGGAAGUCCAUGCUGAUGCACCAAAUGGGGAAAGGCCUACACUGGGCGUAGAGCACACACACGCUCUGUUGCUUCGUGUGGGAACUGAGAAGGCGGCGAGUGUAAGAGAGUCUCGGA
Molecule: messenger RNA, 7962 nt
Organism: Chlamydomonas reinhardtii
Lineage: Eukaryota; Viridiplantae; Chlorophyta; Chlorophyceae; Chlamydomonadales; Chlamydomonadaceae
Exons: 9
Coding region: 333-5663 (1776 amino acids)
Biological process (GO): protein phosphorylation
Molecular function (GO): ATP binding; protein kinase activity
Source: RefSeq, a predicted model, not a curated record